UAGGCAUUAGUCGUUUGCACGCAUUCAAUGCUAUUACUCUGCUCCAUGUGCCAGAAACAAUCUAAACAAAGUCGCGCAAAAAAUGUUUUUAAUCAAAACUAUUAAAUCGUAAAGAAUUGAACUCGCGUUGGCUCCACUCAGUUCGGCUAAUUUGCAGAGGCGCCAAAAAAAAAAUAUAUAUAUAUAUAUUACUUAUAUAUUUACAAUCUGCCGGUGUUGACGUCUUGGCAAACAGCCCAAUCACCUAAGCGGGGAAAUGUAAACAACAACAGGAUGAACAGCCGCAGGAGAAGAGAUUGAUGUGCAAGCUGAAGCAACUUCAAAGAGUAAUAACAUAAAAAAAAAGAAGAAGCCCCAUCGAUUUGGAAAAAUACAUCGUUAGGCAAACAAUUAAACGAUGGCCAUCAACGUUUGGGGCCUAAAUCAUUUUGCCAUUAGCGCGAUCGUGAUUGCCAGCAUGCAGUUAUUGUUCUUCCUAUUGAACGCACUGCUGCACAUGGACAAACUGUCGGACUUUGCCGGCGGCGUUAAUUUCAUUAUCAUCGCAUUGCUCACCUUUUUUCUGGGCCAACUGGAUCGCCCCUCCAAGGCCUACGAGAGUCGUCAGCUGAUGGUAACUGCGUUCGUAUGCCUUUGGGGCGCAAGGCUCUCUGCCUAUUUGCUCUAUCGUAUCAUAAAAUUGGGUAGGGACAAGCAGUUCGAGGAUACGCGUCGCAACGUCAUACGCUAUGCAGUUUUCUGGACAUUUCAGGCUAUUUGGGUGUAUAUCGUUUCGCUGCCUGUCAUUAUUAUCAACUCGCGUCACACCCAGCCGCAGGCGAACAAGGGCAUGUCAACGUUGGACUCCACUGGCACGGGCAUGUUUAUUGUCGGUUUGUUGGCCGAGACAUAUGCGGAUCUGCAGAAGUUCUCCUUCCGUCAGGAUCCUGCGAAUCAGGGCAAAUUUUGUAAUGAUGGGCUCUGGGGCCUCUCCCGGCAUCCCAACUAUUUUGGCGAGGUUAUCGUUUGGUGGGGCAUCUUUGUCAUAUCGUUAAACGUGAUCAGCGGCCACGAGUGGGUCGCUAUAGCAUCGCCCAUCUUUACCACACUGAUAAUACUAUUUCUAUCUGGCAUACCGCUCCGCGAGCGUAGCGCUGAUGAAAAGUACAAAAACCAAGUGGAUUAUCGCAAGUACAAGGCGACGACCUCACCGUUGAUACCUGUGCCGCCGGCCAUUUACGAGGAGGUGCCACGCGCUCUCAAGUUUAUACUGUGCUGCGAGUUUCCCAUAUAUGAUACACUGCGGCUGCACAACGAUACCAGUCCCUAUUCUCUGUCCAUAGCGCGCUCGCACUCGCACAUAUAGCAGUCAGUGGCCCACUCCGGCAGCCAAAACGCUGGGGUGGGUCAACACACGCACUCGUCGCUUCAAUCGCAGCAACUGCACCGGGGUCACUGCUAUGGAGCCGACGGCGGCCUGGCUGAGAGCCAUCAUAACUGUGGCGGCAGCUGCCGGAAUGUGCACGUCAAGUCAAAUCCCUAUCAAUGCGAGGCGGGCUAUGGCAACUAUGGUGGGCGUCACGUGGACGAUGAGGAUACGGACGAUGGCAGCAUAUAUGUGGCGGGUCACACGGGCAUCAAGGCCAAGACGCACUACUUUCAUGCCGUGCCGCAUACGCUGGACUUGGAUGAGCCGAACAGCAAGCAGCCUACAAAAUGCAGCUACCUGGCCGAGGAGGAGCUGGCCUCCGACUAUGACGAGGAUAUUCCGCCCAUCGACCUGAGCAAGGUCAAUAGCGUUGAGAGUUUCAAGAAUCGUGUGCAGACCGAAACCGAGCAUUCCCUCAAUGCCGAAGGAAUGCCCGUGACCGUGACUACAAUAUUGUGAUUGACAUUUAAGACAUUUGUUGUGGCUCAAAACCGUGGGUAUAAACGCUUUAAAUAGUUCUAAAUGUGCUUAAGUGUGUUGAAUACACACACACAAACACACACACAUAUACAUAUAUAUAUAUAUAAUAUAUAUACCCAUUAUCGAUAUGCUUAAGUUAGAUCUUUUCAGGGAUCUUUUCCAGAAAACUUUCCAAAAAAACCAGUGCCAAAAACUAGUGCAUAACUACUUAAAACAUGAGUGCGCUGCAUCUCAUAAAUAAAAAACAUAUAUAUUUUGCUCAAAAUUUGAAAACAAAAAGGCGCCUCUUCUAAAUGUCUUUAGAAUGUUGCACUCUUUCAAACUUAAUUAGCCACUUUGUUGAUUGGUGAGAGUUCUAUUCUUAAAAAAAAUAUAUAUAGUAUAUAUAAAAAAGAAACCAUUAAUUACUUUAUCUCAGCAAUUUUCUAAUCAAUCGUAUGAAGAACAAGCCCCACCAAAAAACAAAAAAUAAAUAA
Molecule: messenger RNA, 2364 nt
Organism: Drosophila montana
Lineage: Eukaryota; Metazoa; Arthropoda; Insecta; Diptera; Drosophilidae
Exons: 6
Coding region: 398-1345 (315 amino acids)
Biological process (GO): lipid metabolic process
Cellular component (GO): membrane
Molecular function (GO): oxidoreductase activity, acting on the CH-CH group of donors
Source: RefSeq, a predicted model, not a curated record